UUGGAUGCUGUAUAUUACAAACCAUCUCAAGAAGAAAUUCUUGCAACAAGAACUGAUGUUAUUCCAGUAAAUACUAGAAAGGCCAUCGACAAGUGGGUUCAAAUUUUAAAAAAUUGGCGUCAAACAGUCGGUUAUAAUUAUGGAAUUGAAGAAAUCAAUAGCAAAGACCAAUUAGAAACGGAGAUGAUAGAAUUUAUAUUAGGAAUACGACAAGUUAAAAAUUCAGCCGAAUAUGCCCCUUCUUCUCUUAUUAAUUGUAUAAACUUAUUAAGUUUAUACCUUCUUAACCACUCUGAUGGAAAUCGUCAAUUUACUUUAUCAAAUAAGAAAAAAUUUAGAUUAUUAUGGUCUACAUUAAAUGGAAAGUUAAAAAAAUUAAAAAAAUCUAGAAAUAUUGUUAAGCAUCAUGACAAUUUAACGGAUGAAGAA
Messenger RNA from Racocetra persica, 429 nucleotides. NCBI's taxonomy places the organism in Eukaryota, Fungi, Glomeromycota, Glomeromycetes, Diversisporales, Gigasporaceae. The record is from the annotation of a GenBank genome assembly.